UCUGUCUCUCUGUCUCUCUCUCUAUCUCUGUCAGAGACUACGACAACUACUACUACAAUAACCAGAGGCCCCUACGACAACUACUAGUACAAUAACCAGAGGCCCCAAUUUCCCACUCACUCACGUUCUCUCAGAAUCUUCUCACCGGAGUCACCCACAAAUCUUAUAUUUUUCUUCCCUCUCCGUUUCUUACUACUUUCCGAUUCCCUCCGCAACUCCGCAGCACCGCUAUUAACGUCUUCAUCAGAAGAAGCAUGUGCCUGAUAGACGCAGAACAGCUCGGUCAAGAAAUGGGCAACAGGGAGAAUAACAAGAACAUCGAUUCCAACGACAAUGACAACGAGCAGUGGUCUCUGCAAGUCGACCGGAAGGAGGAGAAUUCGGACCGGGAAACUCCUGCUGUGGUGAGCUCAAGUACCCAGAAAAACAUGCUCAAUUCGUUUCAACUUGAAAGCAUAGGUGAGGAUACAGUGGUUGCAGACAGAAAGCAAAGCCUGUUCAACUUUGUUCCUGCCCUCAGGUCAGGAGAGUGGUCUGAUAUUGGGGGUCGAACCCAUAUGGAGGAUACUCAUUUAUGCAUUGGUGACUUAGCUAAGAAGUUUGGUUAUAAUCUACUCAGUGAGGAAGCUAUCUCUUUCUAUGGCGUAUUUGAUGGUCACGGAGGAAAGGAUGCAGCACACUUUGUUCGUGACAAUUUACCAAGAGUCAUUGUUGAGGAUGCUGACUUUCCUUUAGAACUUGAAAAGGUGAUAACAAGGUCAUUUAUGGAGACAGAUGCUGCGUUUGCAAACAAGUGUUCUCGUGAGGCUUCCCUUGCUUCCGGCACAACAGCACUCACUGCAAUGAUAUUUGGGAGGUCUUUGCUUGUGGCAAAUGCCGGAGAUUGCCGGGCUGUAUUAUCACGAUGUGGAGUGGCUAUAGAAAUGUCGAAGGAUCAUAGGCCCUGUUGCACAAAAGAAAGAAUGCGUAUUGAGUCCUUGGGUGGAUAUAUUGAUGAUGGGUAUCUAAAUGGUCAGUUAGGCGUAACCCGUGCAUUAGGUAAUUGGCAUCUUGAAGGAAUGAAGGAUGCGGGUGAAAGGGGCGGACCCUUGAGCGCUAAACCAGAACUUAAACUGAUGACACUGAGCAAAGACGAUGAGUUUUUGAUCAUUGGCACUGAUGGGAUAUGGGAGAUGUUCACCAGCCAAAACGCUGUUGAUUUCGCUCGAAGGAGACUGCAAGAGCACAAUGAUGUGAAGUUGUGCUGCAAGCAAAUAGUAGAGGAGGCAAUAAAGCGGGGAGCAACAGACAAUUUGACGCUUGUUAUGGUGAGUUUCCACUUGGAGCCACCCCCACAUGUGCUGGUAGAGAGACCUAGAUUCAGACGAAGCAUUUCUGCCGAGGGACUUCAGAAUCUCAGAUUCUUCUUAGAUGGAUAGAAUUACUCUAUUAUCUGUCAAUAAUUCCCUGAUGGGCAACCGGUCAGCAAUAAUACAGCCAAUGGACCGGAGUUUGCCUCGUGUAAAUGCAUUCAUCCAGAAACGGACUGCCAAUUCGCUUCCCUUUAUGUCCGGUGCACCAAUCUGUUCCAGAGAUGAAGGAUGCAGAAGAUGUUCGUAUUAUCAAGUUUUGGAAUAAAUACUUGUACCGUAUUGGCAGACAAAAGAAUUAGAAGGCUUCGCGUUGUAUAUCUGAGGUAAUCAGGCUGGUCGGAUAUACGGGGAGAUUGUCCGUUAUUGUACCUUAGAUGAUUAAGGCAUGUGCACAUAAUUCUUAUUCUGCAAAAUUUGCAAUCCUUAUUAUUGGUAUACGAAGGAAAGUAUGUAAUUAUAUACUUUAAAAGAAAAGUUCGUAACAUUCUUCAAA
Malus domestica (apple) is the source of this 1845-nucleotide messenger RNA. RefSeq names its product probable protein phosphatase 2C 27. Gene Ontology annotation, molecular function: cation binding; protein serine/threonine phosphatase activity. The record is from RefSeq and is a predicted model, not a curated record. Gene Ontology annotation, biological process: protein dephosphorylation. NCBI's taxonomy places the organism in Eukaryota, Viridiplantae, Streptophyta, Magnoliopsida, Rosales, Rosaceae.